Molecule: messenger RNA, 151 nt
Organism: Scutellospora calospora
Lineage: Eukaryota; Fungi; Glomeromycota; Glomeromycetes; Diversisporales; Gigasporaceae
Source: the annotation of a GenBank genome assembly
AUGAACAAAAAUAGGCCUGUACUUCAAGAACUACUUGCAUUCUAUAAAUUACCUCAAAAAUUUGCUGUUUGCGAAACUGCAUUAAUAAAUCAAAGUAAUGAAAAAAUUGGUGGUAAAGAAAAAAUUGUAGAAAUUGAUGAAAGUCUAUUUG